Messenger RNA from Mugil cephalus (flathead mullet), 1243 nucleotides. RefSeq names its product telomerase RNA component interacting RNase (gene trir). The coding region runs from base 548 to 1033 and encodes 161 amino acids. The transcript is spliced from 3 exons. Lineage: Eukaryota; Metazoa; Chordata; Actinopteri; Mugiliformes; Mugilidae. Gene Ontology annotation, molecular function: 3'-5' exonuclease activity; 5'-3' exonuclease activity. The record is from RefSeq and is a predicted model, not a curated record.
ACGUGACGUCAUCAGAAGAAAGCCAACAUGGCCGACCGAAGCUGAGAGGAUGUCCACAGCUAGCGAUAAGCCUCGGUGAAAUCCACAAUCCUCCCGUUUUGUGGUGCCGCUAUUUGAAUUGCGUCGAGCGCAGCGAGUUUAUUUUUUCUUAUCUCGAAUCGUGCCUCACAGGAAGCGGAGGUAGAAGUCUUAAGUUUUGUCCGAUAAGGCCUCGGCAAAGCGGGUUUUAGCACCUUAGCAUUAGCCACGUUAGCAGGAGAGGCAGCGCCUGCUUUUGUUUUUGUCGUUGUAAAGGUAAUGCGUUAAAAGUCGGACCCCGUAAAGCGUUUUGUUUUGUAUAUUUUACUUCGCCUUAUUUUUUUUGGUGAUAACCGGGACUGUGGAGACUUUUAGACUUUACCGCAGGUGAAGUCAGACUCGUCCUGGAGUCAGUGUUGUCAGUUGUUUAUCCUUUCCACAACAAAGCCAUUUAAAAAAAAAUAAUAAACUGACAUAUUCUCGCGUUGCGCCUUUGGACUGAGCUUAUUUGAACAUUACGCCAGGAAACAUGGAUACAAAGCGCGCACACAAGUCUCAGACUGGCGGUGGUGGUGGUAGUAGUUCUAGCAGCGGUGAGUCCAGCUGCGGCAGCCCCGCGUCCCCCUCGAGCAGCCCGGUCGAGGCGGCGAGCCAAGCCCCGCAGCCCGGCGCCAACGUGUUCGCCAACGACGGCAGCUUCAUGGAGAUGUUCAAGAAGAAGAUGGAGGAGGAGAAGAGGAAAAAAGAGCUGCUGCAGCAAACAGGUGGAGGCGCGAGAGCCACCGAGCAAGGACAGUCAUCAGUGGAAAAGAAGGCCCCUCCAGUGACGAGCUUUGUGGGGAAGCGCAGAGGCGGGGUGUUCCUAAAGACCGGCAUUGUUGCGAAGAAGCAGAAACAGGACUCAGAGGCAGAGCCAGGCAAGAGCGAUGCUUGGUCAAAGUACAUGGCUGAGGUGAAAAAGUACAAAGCCCACCAGUGUGGCGACGACGAUAAAACCAGGCCUCUGGUCAAGUAGGCUCCAGAACUUUCAAGGGGGAAAAAAAAAAGAGAGAGAAGCUACAGCAGAUCCUGACUCUCUCAAACUGCCACUUCACUUUUAAUUCUUUCAGAAACUGCUUUUUUUUUUGUCUUAUUUUGCCCUUUGUAUUGUCCUUGCCUUGUUAUUUGUUGGUUAUAUGAUAUGGUUUGAAAAGGUGUUUCAUAAACUUGGCAUUGAUUAAGUAUC